This is a messenger RNA of Linum trigynum, 1632 nucleotides long. Lineage: Eukaryota; Viridiplantae; Streptophyta; Magnoliopsida; Malpighiales; Linaceae. The record is from the annotation of a GenBank genome assembly.
UCUGUUUAUGGCUGCACCAUUUCUGUUUUUGCUGUUUUGUUUAUGGUGGUCAAUUAGCCAGUCACAUGUUAGCCUUUGAGCUUCUGAUUUAUGUGAAUGGUCAGUAUACCACCGAAACUGAGAUUCUGUUGGCGGCAUUCAAUGGUGAACUAUAAUUUGGUUUCACUGCCAUAGGUCAUCAACAACAUCCACAAGUUCGCCACCAAUUGCUUUGAACUUUAAGUUCUGUAUUGUAUUGUAAUCACUGACCUACUUGCUCUUUCUGCCUUUUCACUUCUCCAAUGCCACUUCCUUUUGUUGUUUAUAAUGGAUGUGCUCAUUAGCCUCCAUGAAAGUGUUUCUUCAUUGUGUGGAUACCACGUGGACUUGUUGGUUUCUAAGACCAUGAUAACUGCUAACAUGAGUUUCUCUCAAAUUUUGUAAUGGGUUAAAUAGGUAGCAAACAGGAAGAAAACAAGUUGGGUGGUGAUAGCUUGACUCAGCUACCCAAAGGAGCAGUUCUCAUGUUGUGCAGAACAUGUGGGAAGAAAGGAGAUCACUGGACAUCGAGGUGUCCGUACAAGGAUCUUGCUGCCCCGGUCGAAUCAUUUGUUGACAAACCUCCUACAUCUGAGGCUGCUGCUCCUGGCGGAGCCACCAAGGGUUCUUAUGUCCCACCAAGCAUGAGGCCUGGUGCUGAGAGAAGUGUUGGUUCGGAUAUGCGGCGCAGGAAUGAAGAGAAUUCGGUUCGUGUCACCAACCUCUCUGAGGACACACGUGAGCCGGACUUGCUCGAUCUCUUCCGCCCAUUUGGUCCUGUGAGUCGUGUCUAUGUUGCUAUCGAUCAGAAGACUGGUGUCAGCAGAGGUUUUGGGUUCGUCAACUUUGUGAGCAAGGAAGAUGCUGAGAGGGCGAUAAACAAGCUGAACGGAUAUGGUUAUGACAACCUUAUCCUUCGUGUUGAGUGGGCUACCCCCAGAGCGAAUUAGAGAUCAGUGUCAGCAGAGCCCUGCAAGUUUUUGGUAUCUGUUGUUAGUACUUGUAAGCUCUUCUUGCCAUUUUGGAUCUUGGUUCUUUCCAUUUGCAUGAUGGCGCUUAAGGAGGCUGAUGAUAUUUUUAUGUAUUCUGUCAUUUCUUUUUUGCAUCUAGUCUUAUACUAUGCAUAUUGAUCUCGACUACCUUGGUAGAUCUUUUAUUAACUUGGUUUACAUUCUAGUCCGGAGCGUUGGAUUCUAAUAUGCAAAAACAGAUAAUUUGGAUUCAUAGGGUUCUGCCUGUUCAGUUAAAUUUAACUGGAUUGGGUGGCAUGCUAAUUGGAGCCACAAUUGGCAGCCAAAGCUGCGUGAAGAACACAAUCUUAAAAGAUCUAGACUCUAGAGAGAUUUGUGAAUAGGAUGGACUACUACAGUGAAUUUGGGAAGGCUCGCAAAAUAGGGUAUUCACCGUUCAACCCUCUUGUCUUGGGACAGGUAAAUCGAGCUUGAUUGCUGUAAUGGCGAAUUAUCUGUAUUGAUGUUUAUGAUAUGGAACUAACCGAGAUCAGGGAGAACUCAAAGCUAAGAAGUAGAUGCUAGGGGUGGCUAAUCCGGUUAAAUUGGUCUAAAUUGAUCCGGUCCAGUCCGGUCUUUUUAAAAAUAUAAGGACCAAAGAUUG